UAAAAAAGGAGUUACAGGUGGUAAAUUGGUAAUAGUGGCACACUAGUAAGGCGUGCGGACGAGAGGAAAGCACAAUGUCAUCAGAGCUUCCAUUGGAUGCACCAGCACCAAGAUUAUGUCAUAUUAUAAAGUGGCCAGAUUUUGAAGGUUAUGGUUUUAACUUGCAUGCAGAAAAAUCCAAACCCGGUCAAUACAUUGGAAAAAUUGAUGAAGAUAGCCCUGCUGAAUUGGCUGGUUUAAGAGAGGGAGAUAGAAUAAUAGAGGUGAAUGGAGUAAAUAUAGCAAAUGAAAAUCACAAACAAGUUGUUGAACGAAUAAAAUGUGUGCCAAAUGAAACCAAAUUACUGGUUGUAGAUCUAGAAGCUGACAAAUGGUACAAAGAGAAGAAAAUAGUGAUCAAAAGCACUCUGGAUAACGUUGUUUUUGGAAAGACACCAAUGAAAAGGCCCUUCAAAAGAACAACUGUUGAUGAAAAUGUGGAUGACACUGUAACAGAAGAGAAAAUACCAGAUGUGAAAACAAAUGAUCAAUCAAAAAGUCAAUUAACAUCACCAAAUGGAGCUUUGGCUAAGUCAACACCCCCAAGCCAGCCUAAAAAUGGAGAAGUCAACUUGAACCUUGGUAACACUGAGUCAGCCCCUGAUUCACCUCACUCAAGCAAUCACAGUCAAAAUGGUCCUGGAGUUUCACCACCUACAAGUGAUCUGAACUUCAAUAUGAGUGCUUCAGAAAUGCGCAAAUUAUUAAUUGCCCGUAAAAAGAAAGAUCCAAGAAAUGACCAGAUGGACAUGAAAGAAAAGUACAAUAGAAUCCAGCAGUUGUGAUGACAUUUUCAAAUCUGAAUUUUUAAUGUGGAUAAGUAAAAUCUUAAUUGCUUGUAAUGAUGUUUUAAAAAGAAUAAUAUGCUUGUCAGUUGGUUGAAUAAACAUAAAGCAGGCUGUUAUAUGAUACUAGAAAGAUCUAACAUGAUUCAGUGUAUGGUUGAUUUCUUUAAUUUUGUUAUGGACUCAGAUUACCAUUAUUCUGUACUUAGGAGCUAUACAUAUAUAAACAAGACAUGUUUUUUUACUUGCUAUAGAUUAACAUUUUAUAAUAGUUUUUUUUAUUUCCAUGUUAUCUACAAUGGUUAUCUUCCUUAUAAUCUGAGCACGAGCCAAUAGAGAUUACUAUACAGUUAUAUCUUAUUGAAGGCUUAGUUAUAUUGAAUUAAUGCAUAAUUUCAUACAGAAGCUGAUGAUAAAGACUGGGUUUUGAUACCUGUGGUGGGCAGAGCCACAGAUAGCCGAUUAUGUAGUUUGUGCUUAACAACCAAAUAAACAAACAAGCUGUUUCAUAUACAUGAAACAUGAAAUUUGCACUUGUACUACCCUUCACAGGGUUUUCAGUCUAUCAAAAGUCAUUGUUCAUUACAUUCAUGCUUUUUCUCUCUCUCUCUCUCUAGCUAAAUAGAGAAUUUUAUUUUUGAAAUAACUAAGGUAAUACACAACCUUAUUGAUUCUCUUCAGCUUUUCCUUGAAAAACAACUUAUAUUAAUUAUUGUUAGAAAGCUACAUGUUUUAUAGAACAUAUAUUCUAAGUUGUACUUUGAAAAUUUGCAACUUAGAUGCUUAAAAUUUUUUUACAUAAUAUCUUUGGUGUCUCUAAUACUCUAAUAUUUUACAAAUAAACAUAACAUUUUGAAAAAAAAUACUGUUUCCAGUAAAUCUGAUGAUUAUGUUGGCUUUGACCUGGUGCACACAACUUGUGUUUUUAUGUAUCUUAAUUGAACAGGAAGUUACUUUAGAUUUUUUCUUAUAAUGAAAUUUAUGAAAACCACCAGGUGUAAGGUUAAGAAUUCAUUGGCAGCAAUAUUGUAAGCAAUCUUGUCUUAUCAAGCAAGGAAAAGUUACGGUCUUGAUGUAGUAAGUAAGCUUUAGUAAUAUCAUUUAUUACUAAUAAGCACUUUAAUGUUAGGAAUAUUAGUCACCAUGUUAAACUGAAUGCUGUCCAUUAUUUUUUUUAAUAUCCUUGAACAUCUGUCAUAAUAGUCUCAAACUUAUCCAUAAAAAGUAUAUUUGAUGGUAGGCAAUCCUUGGUCUUAUUCUUAGUAAGACCAAGGAGUUAUUUAUAUCCGAGUUUCACUAACAAAUAUCAAUUUAAUGUGAUCUAGGAAAAUUAAUAACUUUUCACUGUAUAUGUAUAAUCUGGUAAUCCAUCUGUCAUUAUUCAAUUGUACUUUUUUACAGUUCAUUUAAAACUUGCUUUAGCUUUUGGAAAGCAACAUUAGUUUUUUCAUUUGUACAUGUAAUACUGUGUGACAAGUGGUCUUUUAAAAACUGCUUGAGAACAUUUGUUUUAACGAAACUUCUUUAUGCAUCUGUAAUAAAAUAGGUUAGCAGUUUUCGUUUCAGCUAAUUUGUUCAGUUUGUAUUUGUUAUAAAAAGACAACUCAUUCAGAACUGCUUAGGAUCCAUUUUUUUAGAACCAUUAAAAAAAAAACACAAAUGGAAAUAAAAAUGUGUGCCCAAUUACUUUUACUGAAUUUGUGUAUUUUUGAAAAGUAUCUGACUGAUUUCAUUAAAGCAAGUCAAUUACUUUAAGUAUUUUGCUUUCAUGUAAUGUUUCUGGAAUUGUAAGGAAACUUAAUGUGUGUCAGAUACCAGGAGAGGGUUAUAAUGAUGAUUAAAUAGCAAUACUUUGAUUGUGAAAAUUUAGUGAUGCUGAAAAUUUUUUUCAAUCUGAAAAUCUGAUGUUAGGAGUUUGUUUAAUACCAUAUUUUUCAAAUACAGUAUGUUCAAAGUUAAUGAAUUCUUGUUAGCUGAGGAAGUUUCACACUUAAACAUUUUAAAGUCACUUUUAUAAACUUUGUUUUAAGAUUGUUAAAGUUAUGUUAGUUAUUUGUACAAAUUACACUAAGCUCAAGGGUUAAGAACAGUUGUGUGUGUGUGUGUGUAUAUAUUAUUCAAUUAUAUUGUACAUGUGCAUCUUUCACUUUCACUACAGUCAUUAAGUUUAUAAAUUUACCUGGUAAUAAUUAAAUGAUGGACUACAUGUAUACAUGUCUGUGUGGGGUUUUCUAUGAUUCCAUUUUCAAUGAAUAUGAUAUAUAUAAUUGCAUGAAACUAAUUUUUGUGUGGUGCAAAACAUUUUGAGUGGACAUCUGAUAGUCCUGUUUAAACUGUACAUGUGUUUAAGUGUAUCAUAUUCAUGUUAUUUUGAUCUCUUUUCAAUGGAGAGCUGAAUACAUAUCUACAUAUGGUCAAAAUAGUGUUGUCACUUUGAAACCCUUUCAGAUAUCAGUGAAUCUUUUUGUUUGAUACGAAGCUCUAGUAUUUCAGCAUUGAAUCUCCUGAAUAUGUAAUUCUCAAAAUUCUCUCUUUCUAGUUCAAUCCAGAAAAUGAUGGAUUUGAAUGUAAAAUUUUUUUAAAUAUUAAAAUUAUAAAUGUUUUAUGGGUAUUUUAUGUUUCAGGUCCUUGUUAUAAGUAUUAAUAAUAAAAUUAGUACAUGUAUCCUUAUUACUAGAAUUAAAAAGGUGCCAUUUGUUUUUAAGAUACUAAUUUUGAAAAUGUAUUAUUUGGUGCAGGGGGCAUAUUUGUGCCAUGCGUUAUAACAAGAUUUGUAAACGUUUGUUUUAUUUGUUAUAAUUAUAAUCAAAAGUUAUUGUUUUUAAAUAGAAGAAGAAAGUACUUAAAGUAACAAGUUGUUCAUGGUGCUAAGUCCUGAAUAGGUUUGUAAGUAGAAGUUAAAAGUAAAGUUAAACAAAGCAAUAUAAAAUGAACAUUACACUAAACAUGGAAAAUGGAAAGGAUUUUUGGCUCUCAACUUUGAAAGAGAUGAAAUAGAUUUUUUGAGCUUAUUCAGUGGUUGUUUAUGAUAUAUUUGUUAAUUAUAUAUAUAUCUUUUGUAUUAUGCCUUGUUUCACUGAUGAGCCUAUUCAAUGUUUAUCUUUUAGUUUAACUUCUAACUUGGCAUUAAAGCAUACUUGUUGGUUUCAUACAGCUUCUUAAGCAUCAAAGUUUAUACUAGUAGGUUGAUUGUUUUUUUAUUAUUAUUAUACAGACUUUCAGAAACUGAUAGGGUACUUAGACAUUGUCUUGGUUGUGAAAUAUCAAGAACUAAAGAGAGAGGCAUAUUUUAUUGUUUUAACUAUUCUAUGAAAACAUUUUUUCUAUUUUCUACUUUUUUCAAAGUUAAACUUUUAAUCAUGAGCUGUUUUAGAAAUAAAUUUUAAAGCAAACUUUGAACGAAAUACAAGUACAAAGAUAAAUAAAAAAUGUACUCAUUUUGAUGAAGUAUAGAAAACAAAAUGAUGUACAAGUGACUAAAUUUUGAGAAUUAUAGGAGUGUGGAUCUUGUUACUUAAAUGUUAACAAGGAAUUUUAUAGAAAAUACAGUAAUUUUUUCAGCUGUCUGAUGUUCUAUAUUCAUAUAAUAAAUGCUUUAAACUUUUAGACACAUUAUACCAGUUUAUAUUGAUAAAUAUUCAAUGCAUUCUAAUUAGUGGAACUGGAAUGACCAGAUGGAUAAAGAACUAGUUACUGGCUCUUGAAACUUGUGUAUUUCUCUUGUUAUAAAUGUGUGUGUGUUCAUAGAAAACAGUGUUGGUAUUAUAUUUUAUAUACCUAUAGAUCAUGACUGAAAGAAAAGAUAAAAUUGUAUUUUUUAUUAUUCAUAAAUAUAGCUUAAUAUCAUACAUCAUUGGGGUUUUGUAGGAUUUUUUAAAUAUGGCCCUCAUGCUGUUUUGUAUGAAAACAUGGUGCUAAAUGUAAUAUAUUUGUGCACUUUAUGACAUUCAGAAAUGUCAAAAGAUGUUUUUGCAACAAGAAGAAAUUGUUCAGUUAUCUAUAGGACAUAUUAUUAAUUUUUAAAGUUCAGAACUGUCAUAAAUGGACUUAAUUCUGUCUAAGUUAGUUCUAAAUGAAAACUUAAUCAAGCUGAUUUAUGUUUUAAUCUUUAAAAAUGGAUAUAAUGUUUAACCAUAAUUUCCACUUCAUCACCAAAAUAAUAAGUUAAUUACCAUUUGAUGAUCUUUUUACAUCUGUUUACUCUUAUCAAUUUGUAUGUGGUCAUGCAUGUUUUUUAUAUGUCAAAAGAUAAGUUACUGAUUUUCUUCUCAUAGGCAAAUAAAUAUUGUUGUAAAUGUU
Limulus polyphemus (Atlantic horseshoe crab) is the source of this 5123-nucleotide messenger RNA. Its product is annotated as Na(+)/H(+) exchange regulatory cofactor NHE-RF1-like. The record is from RefSeq and is a predicted model, not a curated record. Gene Ontology annotation, biological process: protein localization to plasma membrane. Gene Ontology annotation, cellular component: apical plasma membrane. Bases 75 to 824 code for a protein of 249 amino acids. Gene Ontology annotation, molecular function: protein binding; protein-membrane adaptor activity. The transcript is spliced from 3 exons. Lineage: Eukaryota; Metazoa; Arthropoda; Merostomata; Xiphosura; Limulidae.